This is a messenger RNA of Patella vulgata (common limpet), 6075 nucleotides long. RefSeq names its product neurocalcin homolog. Gene Ontology annotation, molecular function: calcium ion binding. The transcript has 3 exons. NCBI's taxonomy places the organism in Eukaryota, Metazoa, Mollusca, Gastropoda, Patellidae. The coding region runs from base 553 to 1128 and encodes 191 amino acids. The record is from RefSeq and is a predicted model, not a curated record.
UAUGUAUAUUUACUUGGAAUAAUUAGUGUUGAAUAAACAUUGCUUGAAACUAUACAUAAACUAUCACUUCACAAAUACAUCAUAGACAGCAAGUUAGACUACGAUAAAUGCUACAUGAAACAUCUCAACAAUAGAAGUUGGUGUUCAGUCGAUAUUUGUUAUUUUGGCGUAUGAAUAGUGUUUUAUUAAGUUAAGAUCCAAAGUACAAGGAGAGAUAUUGUGUUAAAAUCUAUAUUUAUUGAGAAAGUUGGAUAAUUUUUGCCUUAGAAGUGUUUUAAGUUACCUACGAUCCAGGAUAUAUACAAGAGCCUGUAUAGAAGUCUAUUCAUUCAGAGAAUUGGAUAAUUUUGUUAUUUCUUUUUGAAGCAGCAUUAGAACUCUACCAUUUAAGAGUUGUGUCCGUCAGAGAGUCGAUUAAUCAAACUGUAUCAAUAUCAGGCCUCUUUUAAUAAUAUUGGAAUAUUGAAGGAUUUUAUUCGGUUUUCAUGAGAAAAUAAGAAUAAAGUGUGUUGACGUUGUCUUGACAACAGCGUAGGUGAAAAAGGGGACAAUAUGGGCAAAACUAACAGUAAACUAAAACCUGAGAUUCUCGAAGAUUUACGAAAAAAUACCGAAUUUACGGACGAGGAACUACAAGAAUGGUAUAAAGGAUUUCUCAAAGAUUGUCCCAGUGGCCAUUUAUCGGUGGAGGAAUUCAAAAAAAUUUAUGGAAACUUUUUUCCGUAUGGCGAUGCAUCUAAAUUUGCUGAACAUGUAUUUCGCACAUUUGACACUAACGGAGACGGUACAAUUGAUUUCCGGGAAUUUAUCUGUGCUCUUAGUGUGACGUCUCGAGGAAAGUUGGAACAAAAAUUGCGCUGGGCAUUUAGUAUGUACGAUUUGGAUGGUAAUGGUUUUAUAUCUCGACAAGAAAUGUUAGAAAUAGUCACGGCAAUUUAUAAAAUGGUUGGCACAGUUAUGAAAAUGCCAGAAGAUGAAUCCACUCCAGAGAAGAGGACAGAAAAAAUAUUUCGUCAAAUGGAUAAAAAUUCAGACGGAAGACUUUCAUUAGAUGAGUUCAUUGAAGGGGCCAAAAGCGACCCUUCCAUUGUUCGUUUGCUACAAUGUGAUCCACAAUCACAAAGUUGAGUCAUAUGAUCUUAAAACUGUAGUUUCGCAGAAAUUUUGUUAUCUUGCAUUCUGGGAUGGAAUGAUGGAUGAAAACUAGAUAAUAGUGUCGGAGAAAAAGUAUUUUCAUCGUUUGCCGAAUUAAACGCUGUGAAAGAACCAGCAGACAUUACUUUGACUCAUCGUACCGUUGUAUAUAUUUCUUUAAAAAAAAAAAACAUUUCUGGUGUGUACUGUUUCUCCACAAUAACCUGUUACCAUAGAAACUGUUCCGAUUUAAUGUGUGACCUUUAGUCUGAGUGACCUUGACCUUUGGGAAAAGGAAGUUGUCUUUAUUCGACAUUGAUGUGACCUUUGAACUGUAUGUUUUGCUAUGGUUUUUACCUGUGGUUGUUAUGGUAACUGUUAACAUGUACAGAGAUUGGAGGAAAACUGUAAGAACAGCUCACCUGUAUUCAUUCCAAUCUUUCGAAGAAAAAAAAAAUGUUUCCAAACAAAACUGUGUAUUCGUGGUGAUCUAGACAUUUCUGAUUUGUAUUUUAUUGUCUCCUUUGGCCGACAAAAUUUCUAUGAAGAUGAUAAUUUUUGUUGAUAAUAUUAAACAGAUUCUGUUUGUAAAAUCUUAAUUAUGCGUCUGCCUCUAAAAUUGAAAUUAGUCUUCUUUUUUUUCUUUUUUUUACCUUUUUUUUUUUAAUUGGUGAUAAUUAGUUUAUUAUAAUUAGAGUCACAAUGCCACUUGUAAAUGUAUUGAUAUUAUUUAGAUAAGUGUUUACUGAUAUUUCGUUUAUAUUUAAGAGCAAAUGAGACAUUAGUGGGAUUUCAUAUUGUCGCCCUAGGAAUUGUAACGGAGUAAGGAGGAAUGUAUAAAGCAGCCCUCAAUCUAUGGUCCUCAAAAAUAUGCAUGCUAGGGUCUGACUUUCUCUAAGUCACUGUCUCUUCAGACGCGCACAUGCACCAUAGCGUAACUGAAGUCAAUCGAGACACGCAGGUAAAGGCUAUUAAGACCCUGUUAUCCAGAUUAUCAGUGACUAUUUUCAUUCGUGUUGGACUCAAAUGGCAGGUUUCUAUUUAUAUUAUUCCUUAAAUCCCGGAUGGGUUAACGUGGUCACAAAAUGGUGAGUUUACCAGGAUUGGCCUCUUAUACAAAUACAUACGCAAAAGGUGGGCAUUGAUUACGCAAAGCAAAGUCGUCAUGGUUGCAAUAUUUAAAACAUACAUAUUAACAAGUAAAUUUUAUGAAUAUCCACAUAACCAAAGGGAAGAGAAUUUAGAGAGCCAAAAUGACCUUUGAAGCCAAAUAGUUUAAAAAAAUAAAAAAAAGAAGAAAAAUCAUGUGGCUCAGUGAUAUUUGCAUAUUUUAGAUUUGUUUUCUCAGUGCACAAUUAGCAUAUAUACACAAAAAUGGCUAUAAAUAUGUACAUGUUUUUAUUUUAAAUAUUAUUAUUAUGGCCUAAAGAAGGUUAAUGUAUAAUCAAAAUGAAUUUAUUUAUUCAUUCGUUAGAGAUGGCAGUCUUCAGUGAUUCCUGGAGAUAUCUUCGAUUGCAAGUUCAGAUAUAUAAUAUGACUAUCGUGAAAGCAGCCUUGAAAAUGUGUUGAACUUGAAUUAAUGAUUUGGGAAAUAUAUAAAUGAAUCGACUAUCAUCAGGCGAUUCUCUCAAUGAAUGUGUUGAUUGAUCUGAUUGGCUGGAAGAAAUGAGAAAUGGUCAAAUUUCAACCAAUCAGGUGAAAUUAGUACAAGUUGAGUUUAAUAAUAAAACUGCUAUCUUUACAGAAGUUAUCGGCAAGUGGCCAUGACCGACCGGAGAAGAGCGAAAAACGGAAAUCUUGAAGUCUCUGCUCGUCAUUGGGACACCCCUCUCAGCUUAGUCCAGAUAGGCAAAUGAGCCAAUUUUUUCGCCUAGUGGGCCGGGGUUUUUUCUUCAGGAAAAUGGGCCAGUUUUCCAGAGUUUCUUACACAUUCAAUCAAACCAAAAUGAGGCCUACAAAUCAAUAUUCAACGGAGUCAUUUAAAAAUUACAUAAUGCUAUACUUACGAACUUCUUUUUGACCUAACUGAGAGUAUUGAUUGAUUUUCUAAUGCUGAGUGGGCCGAUUUUCCCCCCCCCAGUAGGCUACAUUUUAGCGUAUAUUAAGCCGUGAAAAAUUAGAUAAUCUUACAAAAAUGCAAAUCACGAUCUGGGACUUUAAUUGAAUACUGGUAUUUGAAAACCACACACGAUAAGCUAAGUGUUUGGCCACACCUGUCAGCCCUGAAUUUGCGACCGGUUUUAUUUAUUGCAUCUCGGGAAUUUUAAAAGGAGUUAAACUUCUUUGAUUGGAGUCAAAAGCAAAAUUUUCAAAUUUGAUUUGUUGAUUGGUUUCGUGAGAUGACAAUCGCUCUUUGUUCAAAACUUUCGGUCCAUGUAUAAAGUCAUCAAAUCAACAAGAUUGAGUAAUAAGGCCAUACCAAUUUGCUUUUCUGUUUUUCGGGGUCUUGAUGGAUAAAUACCCACUUGAAUCAUGUGAAAGGUGUUUUGUUUAAAAUUUGGAACUAAAAGCUUUUAAACAGUGCAACCAAAUACUUUUGGCUUUUAAAGUAGUCAUUUUUCCAAAGAACUAAGAACAAAACAUUUGAGUGGUGUUCCCGAAGAACAGAGAAUCGAAUUGAUGUGGCCUAAAUACUGAUUUUUUUGCAUAUGGAUGACAAUCAGUCAAUCUGAUUGAAAUACAGAUCUAUAUUUCAUUUCGUUUUUUAUUCUUUCAAUGGCCUAUACUACAUAAAUAUCUGACCGGUUGUAGUGGAAGGUUGCGAGCGGCUUUUGACCCUAAGACGUCAGACAUUUGAUUAACCAAUCAGCAUUGAUGUUUGUAGUGCUAUGCCCACAAUUCCGUGCACCUCGCACCAAAAACUCACCGUAACAGACCAUUGAAAUGGCUAAUUCCUCAUCAUCCAGAACGUGGGUUAUAUAACAACUCUUCCAGAUCCUAGUGUAGUAAAAUGAAAUUUUGAACUAUAAAUAACGAAAUAGGAUCUGUGUUUUAAUCAGAUUGGCAAUCAAUCUUGUUCGAAAUUUUAGGUCCUUUAUUUAGAUAAAGCCAUUAAAACAAUCCAAGUACUGAUACUUUAUUUUGACGUAAAUUGAAGAGGUUUGCGCCCCUUUAAUUAUGUAAAAUAGGGGACCGGGGCAUAUUGAACAUAUGGGUACGUUGAACCACCAUUGAUAUAUCCUUUAUAAAUAAUAUUAGGCAACCCAAUGUGUCCCGGUCUCCCCUAUGUCUUUGUAAAGAAACUUGUUGAUAUUUAAACAUCUGAUUAUUUGGAUGACAUUCAGUAUGUAAAAUGUUGAUAUAAUAUAUUCAAUAACUCCAACAAUAUUUGAAUAUGUAACUUUGAAUGGUGUCUUCGAUAUUAAUUUUUAUUGAUAACAUAUACAUAUUUCAGAUGGGUGGCCAAAUGGGUUUACACAUGUGCAUAAGAUCAUAAGGUCUGUCAUUAAGUCAAAUGCUGUGGUUUUGAUUCUCAACUUGUACAUGACAAGUAGUAGUGUUGCUUAUCCAACCUCAUGGGUCUUCUCCGGGCCCUCCGGUUUCCUCCCACUGGUAAAGACCCCUACGUGCAAGCAAAUUAAUGAAAUAAGAUUGAACCAUAUGUUAGUCCCGAAAUGAUAUAGUUUGUGUCGAGUGGACGUUAAACCUCAUUUCUCUUUCUCAUUAGGCUGGUUGGUGCAGAAAACUCUAUUUCAUUUCCUACCGAGACACAUUUUUUAUUAGCCCGGUUUGUGCAGAAAAGUAGGACGUUAAACACCAUUUCAUUUCCUAUCGGGGAAACGGUUUUCUUACAUCCAGACAGUUAUUACAUUAAAUACAGAAGAUAAUUCUAUAUCUGUGUCAGGGGCUAAGUGAGAGGGAUGCAGUGACAAGCUUUGCGUCAUGGUUUUGAGUUUUUGUGCCCCCUCGCAAAUAGCAAAAAAUCAUGCAGGUUUCAAUGUGGUUUUCAACAUUAUAAUCAUAAUAAUAAUGCUUAACCAGUGUCAAACAUAUACAAUGGGUCAGAUAUGCUACAAAUCGACUCUAGCAUGUUCCUUACAGUCCAAUAUUACUUGGUAGCACUGAGAGGGACUGCCACAUCACCCCCUCCACCGCACACAUAUUUAAAUAUUAGUUUUUUUGGGAGAUGGGACGGGAUCUUGUUCCUCAUGCGAAAUGAUGGAUCUCCACGCCCCUGAUCUGUGUUUUUUGGGAGACCGGACGGGAUCUUGUUCCUAAUGCUAAAUGAUGGAUCACCACACCCCUGAUUCCUCAUGCGAAAUGAUGGAUCACCACGCCCCUGAUCUGUAUUUUUUGGGAGACCAUACAGGAUCUUGUUCCUCAUGCGAAAUGAUGGAUCACCACGCCCCUGAUCUGUGUAUGUUAUCUAUAAGAAUUGUUUAUUAUUCAUCUGUAUAUUUAUAUUAAACUGUCCGUCUAUAACCCAUGUAUCGUUAAUCUUGCGUAUUUACCUCUCAGUUCUUUCACAUUCGAUCAAUAACAAAUCUUCGUUUGAAAUUUCGUAAAAACUGUCUAAAAUUUCCCCAAAUCAUCUAAUUUGUAGUUAUGUCCAGUUUAAAACUGACCGUUUAAUUUUGAUAACAAGCAUCCAAUUUAUAGAAGGGUUUAAUUUCCCGAUAACUGUUCAAAAAUAAACAAUCCCAUUGAUUAUUAAUGUGUAAUAGUUAAUUAAAAAUUUUUUGAUAUUGAAUGAAUGUGAAGGAGAUUAGGGCCAAAUACACAAGAUUAACGAUACCCAGGUUACAGUGUUGAUAAAUUAUAUUAAACUGUCAGUCUGUCAGUUGGUAGCAGACUGACAGUAUGAUAGAUAAUAUCUGUACAGUGUAUUUUCUUUCAGCUAAAAUAUUGUAGAGAUUUGAUGAGAAAUGUAAUUUAUGUCAUUUAUUAUGUAAUUUAAUAUAUACACAUUAAAAAUCCUGAGCUCGGCUCUUUAGAAAAAGA